Sphaeroforma arctica JP610 is the source of this 416-nucleotide messenger RNA. RefSeq lists its product as hypothetical. Lineage: Eukaryota; Ichthyosporea; Ichthyophonida. The transcript has 2 exons. The record is from RefSeq and is a predicted model, not a curated record. Bases 156 to 416 code for a protein of 86 amino acids.
GCGAGUCAAGCCCCAACCAACACACGCACGGCUCAGCAUCGUCUACGCCAUCAGCACGGCUCACAGCCAGCAACACACACACACACACAUCAAGUAGUUCACACACACAUUCAGCGAACAGUAACAAUAGACGGGAAAGGGUACCCUUACAUGUGAUGGCGACUGCGUUCAAACGUCGACACGCCGGCCCUAACCCAAAGCCCAAGAAGUGCUCCGGGGGCAAGAUGGUGCUCAUGCAGACAGGGCUGGAAACAGAAGCCCAGCUGCUGUUCGAGAAGGUGACCCGAAAACUCAAUGGGCACGUGGCCAACAAAUUCAACUCAGCAGGUGAGUGUGCCAGUCGUUCUUUCGAUCAGCUGCAUGCGCCUGCGCAUUUGCUCAAUUCACAAGUGGAUUAUGUGGGCCAUGCUUGUUGA